AUGGAUUUAUUUACAAUAAUUUCAAAAUUAGAAAAUAAUCAAUAUACAAGUAUUGAAGGAUUUGAAAAAGAUAUUCGUCUUAUAUUUCGCAAUUGUUAUAUAUAUAAUGAUAUAGGAAGUGAAAUGCAUAUUUUAGGAGAAGAAUUGGAAUCAACUUUUAAUAAGAUUUGGACUGAAAAAAUUGAUUUUCAAGUUAAACAAAAAGGAAAUUUAAAAAGAACACGAAAUAAUGAUACUGAUUCAUCUUCUGAACUUAUAACAAAACAAAUUCGAAUUUUAGAACAAAAUAAAGAUAAAUUAGUAUAUAGACAGGUUGUGAAUGAUGCUCUUCUUAUCACUUCAGCAUAUGAAAAUCUUAUUGCAAAUAAUAUUUUACCUUUUAUUGAACUUUUAAAAACAUUUUUAUUAACAAGAUCACAAAUAUCAUUAUCUUCUGCAAAUGAACCUGUUCUUCAGGCAAUUGUUGAAAAUCUUUUACCAUUAAAAUAUCGUAUUCCUGAAUUAUCAUUAGUAAUGGAUGGUACAAAAUUAAAAGGAUUUGGCCAAUUUGGAUAUUCAGAUAUUUUUAUCUUAAAAGGAAUAGGAAAUAAUAAUAUUAGUUUAGAAUUAAAAUAUAUUUCAUUAGUUGGAUUAAUUAAAAAAAAGAAGUUUAAUACAAAUGAUUUAGAAAAUUUAGAUAAAAUUAUUGAAAAAGAAGAUGAAAAAAUUCUCUUAAAAAGAUCAUAUGAAUAUUGGUCAAAAGAACAUAAUGAAACUAAAAAAGUAACUAUAGAAGAAGUAUUAAAUAAUGGAAUUAAACAAUUGAAAUCAUAUAUGAAUAUUAUUUCAAAAGGAAAAUCAAAUGAUUAUUAUAGUUCAGGAAUAUAUGAUAAAAGAAUUAAAAUAACUAAAUCAAAUCCUAAUAAAUUAAAAGGAUUUGUUAUAUUAGUAAUUGGUUUUCGACGUAUUUUAUGGAAAUCUGUUGAAGAAAUAACAUCUAAUUAUUCAUAUGAAAAAAUUUAA
Messenger RNA from Rhizophagus irregularis DAOM 181602=DAOM 197198, 1002 nucleotides. Lineage: Eukaryota; Fungi; Glomeromycota; Glomeromycetes; Glomerales; Glomeraceae. The record is from RefSeq and is a predicted model, not a curated record.